Molecule: messenger RNA, 812 nt
Organism: Phaeodactylum tricornutum CCAP 1055/1
Lineage: Eukaryota; Bacillariophyta; Bacillariophyceae; Surirellales; Neidiaceae
Exons: 1
Coding region: 55-594 (179 amino acids)
Source: RefSeq, a predicted model, not a curated record
UUGACAGACACCAAUACGUCUUCCGUAGAGUUCGUUCAGUACGCCAAGCGCGCCAUGCGACUCGUCGCGGAAGAUGCCUUGGCCGAAUUCCCCUUUACGACCGUCAAUAUUAACACGCCGUGUGGACCGUGUCGAGGUCGGCACCCGCUGGAUCCGACCACCAUUUGCGCCGUAUCGAUCAUUCGCAGCGGUGACUGUUUACUGGAAGCCGUCCGGGAAAUCGAACCGUCCUGCAAGGUGGGCAAGAUUCUCAUACAGCGUGAUGAAGCGCAUCCCGACAAGAUUGCCCAACUCUACUACCGCAAACUACCCGCCGGGUUGGCGGAUAUGCACGUUUUGCUCUGCGAUCCCAUGCUAGCGACGGGAGGUUCCGCCCUCUGCGCACUCGACCUACUCUGCCGCGAGUACCAGGUACCGCCCUCCAAAAUCAUCUUUUGUAACAUGAUUUGUGCGCCGGAAGGCUUACGCAUUCUGGCCGAACGUUAUCCCGCCGUCAAAAUCGUCACGGCCUGUGUGGACGAAGGCUUGAACGACGACAAAUUCAUUGUACCGGGCGUGGGGGACUAUGGUGACCGAUUUUUCAACACUUUGUAAAUAUGGACGGGUGUAUUCCCGGUGUGUCGAUCUGUGUAGGCCAACCAGGAAUGGGUGAGUGGGCGCAUACGUAAAUACACGUGUGGGCCUAGUCACGGUGCACAAAAUGCGCGCAUACACACAUGCACACACAUACACAACCUAUACAUUGACACGCGUUUCUACUCGAGAGCUAUCUAUUGUAAAAAGACGCACUAUAGGAUUAUUCACAUUCCUUU